This is a messenger RNA of Durio zibethinus, 2182 nucleotides long. NCBI's taxonomy places the organism in Eukaryota, Viridiplantae, Streptophyta, Magnoliopsida, Malvales, Malvaceae. The record is from RefSeq and is a predicted model, not a curated record.
AUGGCAUGCACAACCAUGACUGUCCCUGCAUCGACAGUUAAAGAUGGAUGCAAAGAAGAGAUCAAGGGCCUUCGGAGAUCACAAUCUGACAUAAAUCGUCGAAAGAAAGUUGGCCUUCGAAGGUCGCGUUCAGAUGAUCACCUUUGUUACUCUAUUAAUCGGAUACGUGCUGCAUCAACAAAACCAAUCCUGAAGAAUAGCCCCUCUGUUGGGAUUUUUCCGAAGCUCCCUUUCCAAAUAUCCAGUUCCAUAAUUCCAAAAUCUGUUAGCUCAUUUUUGUUUGACCUAGAGACGAGUAAGGAUUCGAGUAUGGUGGACAAUAUCGAUGACAACUCAAUGGAAAACAAUGAGGAAGAAAAGGAAAUAAAGAGAGCAAAUUGGUUGAACAGGUUGCUGGAGAUUCGAAGUCGAUGGAAAUAUAGACAAGUACAAGAGGGUGUAGAAGGAGAUGGAAUAUAUGAUGAGAAUCAAAGUGGAGAUGGCGAUUGUGAUGUACAUGGUGGCUGUGAAGUGAACUAUGACUCCGAAGAAGAGGGUGGCAGAGGUGGUGAAGAGAAAUAUGACCGCGAAUCGUUCUCGAAAUUAUUGGUUCAGGUGCCAUGGUCUGAUACCAAGCUGUUUUCCCAGCUCGCCUUCUUGUGCAACUUAGCUUAUGUGAUACCACAGAUUGAGGAAAAUGAUUUAAGAAACUAUUCUGGCCUAAAGUUUGUAACAUCAUCUCUAGAAAGGAAAGCAGAAGUGGCUACAAUUAAAGCAAAAUUCGAUCAGGACUCUACUCGCGUACCUGUUUCCGCCCCAGAAAUUACCAAAUUGGAGUCAAUGAAAGCUGAGAGUUCAGAGCAGAAACGCCGCCCAAUCCGUUUAUCUGUGGUUUCUGAGAUUGCGGCUUCAGCUGCAUGCUACAUUCAGUCACAGCCAGAAAUGGAGGGGGAGAAUUUGACCCGAGUGUAUAACUCGGAGGUGGCUGCUUACAUGGCAGCAUCAACAAUGACCGUAGUGGUUAGAGCUGGAGAGAAGGAAAAACUAAAGGCUGCAAAGGACCUUCAGUCGCUACAUUCAUCGCCUUGUGAAUGGUUUGUUUGCGAUGACUUGAGCACAUAUACCCGCUCUUUUGUAAUCCAGGGGUCCGACUCUCUGGCGUCAUGGCAGGCGAACCUUUUUUUCGAGCCUACUAAAUUUGAGGGAACUGAUGUGCUUGUUCAUAGAGGAAUUUAUGAAGCUGCAAAGGGCAUAUAUGAACAAUUCAUGCCAGAAAUUAUGGAUCAUCUGAACAGGCAUGGAGAUCGGGCGAAGCUUCAAUUUACCGGUCAUUCCCUUGGGGGUAGUCUUUCCCUUUUAGUUAACUUGAUGCUGUUGACUAGGAAGGUUGUAAAGCCUUCUGCUCUUCGACCAGUUGUUACUUUUGGCUCACCAUUUGUGUUCUGCGGAGGCCAAAAGAUACUAGAUGAAUUGGGGCUAGAUGACAACCAUGUUCAUUGUGUGAUGAUGCACCGAGACAUCGUCCCUAGAGCCUUCUCCUGCAAAUAUCCAAACCAUGUCGCGGUUCUCCUCAAGCGUCUGCCUGGUUCCCUCCGAUCUCACCCCUGUCUACUAAAAAAUAAACUUUUGUACACUCCACUGGGAAAGCUAUUCAUUCUCCAACCUGAUGAGAAGUUAUCUCCUUCACACCCUCUAAUCCCUCCAGGAAAUGCACUUUAUGCUUUGGACAAGACACAUAGGGGAUACACAUUGAAGGCACUCAAGGCCUUCCUGAACUGUCCUCAUCCCCUGGACACCCUCAGUGAUCUCACAGCCUAUGGCUCCGAAGGUACCAUUUUGAGAGAUCAUGACUCCAGCAACUACUUGAAAGCGGUUAAUGGUGUCCUAAGGCAACAGAAAAAGAUGCUUGUUCGCCGAGCCAGGAUCCAGAGAGGCCUGUUAUGGCUACUGCUGGUUUCACCAUCUCCUCACUCAUGGACCCAUGAUAGAACUUCAGAUAGCCGCCUGUUGUCAAAUAAGGAGAUUAUGACCUGUGUGUGAACUUUGCAGGGCCGGAUCGAAUGGCAAACUAGGGUAUCCAAAGAUUGAAAAACCAAAAAUUUUUUAAAAAAUUUCUCAUGGACACUUUGUUCGUAAAUAAAAUGGGUAAAUUUCUCACGAUUUUUUAUAUAUUAUAAGUGGACACUUAUGAAAUCGAAUCCGU